UGCGCUUCUAACCAGCAUGUACACUGUUACUUUUUUCUUUACUCACCUUUUUCACCACUGUCCCCAUCGUUUGUAGUCAUCCGGUCGUUUGAUGUAAACAAACCCGGUUGUGAGGUCGAUGCUCUACGCGGCGGUGUUGCCGGUGGUAGUGUACUUCGCGGUGUUCUGAAGGUUGGUCAGGAAAUCGAAAUUCGUCCUGGUCUUGUGUCUAAGGACGAAGGCGGUCGCGUGACUUGUCGACCCAUUCGUUCCUGCAUCCUCUCGCUUUUUGCUGAGCAGAAUGACCUCGCCUACGCCGUGCCCGGCGGUCUGAUUGGCGUUGGUACGAAAGUUGAUCCGCAGCUGUUUCGGGCUGAUCGUUUGGUGGGGCACGUGGUCGGGGCUGUUGGCACUCUGCCAGACAUCUACGUGGAGUUGGAGAUAUCCUUCUUCCUGCUGCGUCGCCUUUUGGGUGUCCGAACUGAGGGUGACCGCAAGGGAGCCAAGGUGCAAAAGUUAGCAAAACACGAAGUUCUCAUGGUGAACAUCGGGUCUCUGUCCAGCGGUGGUCACGUGGUCGCUGUGAAAGGCGAUUUAGCCAAAAUUGCCCUCAACAGUCCUGUCUGCACCGAGGUCGGCGAGAAGUUGGCCCUCAGUCGACGUGUUGAACGCCACUGGCGGUACGUUCCUUCCCGCGUCUGA
Molecule: messenger RNA, 681 nt
Organism: Dibothriocephalus latus
Lineage: Eukaryota; Metazoa; Platyhelminthes; Cestoda; Diphyllobothriidea; Diphyllobothriidae
Source: the annotation of a GenBank genome assembly